CCAGCGGCAGCUCCUCCCUUCUGGCCAGAUGGACAGCACGGCUUGGUCUGGGGCUCGGGUUCGGGGGGACCUGGCUCGGGGCAGAAAGCAGCCUUUUAUAGCCGGCCCGCCGCCGCUCCGCUCACACCUCCACGCUCCGCUGCCGAGCGCGCCGCCGGACCCGCACCCCGCAGCCCGCACCCCGCAGCCCGCAGCCCAUGGCACCGCUGCCCCCGCUCCUGCUGCUGCUCCUGCUGCUGCCCGCGGCCCUUUAUGAAGGUGCUUUCGGGGAAGCCCGUUCCAGACAGCGGCGGGGAAUCCUGGAACUGGCCGGGGCCAUUCGCUGCACCACGGGCCGCUCGCCCUUCGCGUACCUGCGCUACGGCUGCUACUGCGGGCUGGGAGGGAGAGGAUGGCCCAAGGACAGGGUGGACUGGUGCUGCUUUAACCACGACUGCUGCUAUGGCAAGGCAGAACAAGCAGGUUGUCAGCCAAAGACUGAGAGUUACCACUGGGAAUGCAAAGACAAUUCUGCUGUGUGUGAUUCACUAGAAGACAAAUGCCAAAAAAUGGCCUGUGAAUGUGACCGGGAAGCUGCCAAAUGUUUUUCUAAAGCUCCGUAUCACAGAAAAUACCUUUUGUGGCCAGACUUUAUGUGUGGUGAGAUCCAGCCUUUGUGUAGGUAUUAGACAUCAAACAUCAGUCUUCAUGAAAACUCUGUAUGUAUUUAAAUCUGACUUUUUUGUGUCACAGCAGUGACAACAAAUGAUGUUGCCCUUUGUUGAUGCUCCUUCUUGCCACCUCAGCCUCUCUACCCAAGAAUGGCCAAAUUAAACAUGUACCCUCUUAUUUACCUUGUGCAGUGCCCUUUUAUUGACUAAAUAGGAAUCUGAGUUUAUCAGAUAAGACCUGACAAUAUUAAUUUUGUUUAUAUUGAGAUUCACAGAUUUUUCAGAUUUAUCUUAACAUCUGUUAACUUUGAAUUGACUGGAAAAAAUGCACUAAGUGACAGUGUCAGCACAAAGAACCCUCUCAACUACAUUAAACACUUACAAUAAAAGCCUAAUUUAACUGUUGCUAAUUAACUAAUUUAACAUUCAUCUUAAGCAAUCCUACCUGUAUUAAAGAAGGCCUAAUUAAUUCUAUUUUUCUAGUACUCACUUUUUAAAUACAGUUUUCUGAAAAAGCUGCUCAUUUGACAUGGCUCAAGCUCCUUACUCUGUGUACACCUUGAACUUCCUGUAAGCACAGGGAGAAGUUCUGCCCUUAAAACUUUAGAGCCACCUUUAAAAGUCAAAUGCAAACCAUCACCAAAACAGACACAUGACAAUGCAGCAGUUGUU
Messenger RNA from Lepidothrix coronata (blue-crowned manakin), 1322 nucleotides. It is a transcript of the gene PLA2G10, whose product is annotated as phospholipase A2 group X. The record is from RefSeq and is a predicted model, not a curated record. Gene Ontology annotation, molecular function: phospholipid binding; calcium ion binding. Lineage: Eukaryota; Metazoa; Chordata; Aves; Passeriformes; Pipridae. The transcript has 4 exons. Gene Ontology annotation, biological process: lipid catabolic process; phospholipid metabolic process; arachidonate secretion. The coding region runs from base 198 to 668 and encodes 156 amino acids.